Molecule: messenger RNA, 716 nt
Organism: Anopheles merus
Lineage: Eukaryota; Metazoa; Arthropoda; Insecta; Diptera; Culicidae
Exons: 3
Coding region: 150-641 (163 amino acids)
Biological process (GO): mitochondrial electron transport, NADH to ubiquinone
Source: RefSeq, a predicted model, not a curated record
GUGUUUUUCUUUCUACCAAAUCUGACAGCGCCGCGGAACGAAAAGGUUCGUGCGGAGAAAAUCCUCACGACGAUUACGGUUUAUUUUGAUUCGCAUCUCGCCAUCCGUUCGUUUCGCGUAAUCCCGCGGAAAUCCACACCGGAAAGACAAUGGCCUCCUCCGACACCGGUGGCGUCAAGCCGAUGUCCAUCACGGGCCGGAUGGUCCGUGAGCGGGAGCGGCUGCUGGGCAUGAGCCCCGAGGAGCGAGCCUGGCGGGCCCAGUGGCUGAAGGAUCAGCACCUUUCGCCGAACGAACCGAAGUACGUGCCGGAAUACUGGAAGGAGCGGUACAACCCGAUCCGCCGGGCAUACCGCGCCCCGCUCAACAUGGUCCAGAACGUACUGACGCCCGUUAUUGGUCUCGAGUGGGCACACGCGGUCCGUUUCUGGACGGGCAAGGUGGCGAUCACUGCGUUUGCCAUUCUGUCCACUGCCUACUACUUUAAGUACAACCAGAAUGAUUGGACUCGUAAGGGAGGCUGGCGUGUGAUUCACUCGCGUGAAGCGGUGGUGCCCGGAGAUGCUGGCUAUCCUAACUUCCCGAAGCGCGACACUCCGGCCGACUACGCGGCCAGAGGCUUCAAGCAGUCGCCCAUCUAAAUGUUGCCGGACGGAUUGCACCGAAUGCAGCGGGUUGGAUUUGUAUGUAGAUAAUAAAUAACGAAACGGCACGAA